AUCCUCAUAAGAUAAACCCUAGCAAACCCUCUCUCUCUCCCAAUCCACUCCCCUCACAUUUUUCAAUGGCAAAGAAAACCAUGGAAGUUGUGAAAGGUCUAGACGUACAGAGGUACAUGGGCCGCUGGUACGAAAUUGCUUCAUUCCCAUCAAGGUUUCAGCCCAAGAAUGGAGAGAACACAAGAGCCACCUACACUCUGAAAGAAGAUGGGACUGUGAAUGUGCUCAAUGAGACCUGGACUAAUGGGGUCAGAGGAUAUAUAGAGGGCACUGCCUGGAAGGCUGACCCUUCAAGUGAUGAGGCAAAGCUCAAAGUCAGAUUCUGGGUUCCUCCAAUUUUUCCCGUCAUCCCUGUUACUGGAGAUUACUGGGUUUUGUAUAUUGAUGAUGAAUAUCAAUAUGCUCUCAUUGGCCAGCCUAGCAGAAAUUACGUUUGGAUAUUGAGCAGGAAGCCUCAUUUGGAUGAGGAGAUUUACAACCAGCUAGUGCAGAGGGCCAAGGAUGAGGAGUAUGAUGUGAGCAAACUCCACAAGACACCACAGAAUGAGAGUCCACCAGAAGAUGCACCUAAUGACACCAAGGGUACCUGGUGGUUCAAGUCCCUCUUGGGAAAAUAGAGAAUUUCUUAUAGGAUUAGCAUGUUGGGGUUCUGAGUAUAUAUUCUCUAGUAUGGAUGAAUAAUCAGAACCCCAUUGCGCAACAUUAAGAUUUGGUUUGGUAAUUUAUGCUUUUUAGUGUGUUUUGUGGAUGCAAAUUGUUUAGAAAUUUCCAUCCGGAUAGUUUCAUGUAAGUUGUGGACUCGUGUCUGUCUGACUUGAAGGUUUUUAUGUCAUAUAUAUCUGUUUUCUA
Argentina anserina (silverweed cinquefoil) is the source of this 849-nucleotide messenger RNA. Its product is annotated as temperature-induced lipocalin-1. The transcript has 2 exons. Gene Ontology annotation, biological process: lipid metabolic process; response to reactive oxygen species. The coding region runs from base 66 to 617 and encodes 183 amino acids. NCBI's taxonomy places the organism in Eukaryota, Viridiplantae, Streptophyta, Magnoliopsida, Rosales, Rosaceae. Gene Ontology annotation, cellular component: cytoplasm. The record is from RefSeq and is a predicted model, not a curated record.